AUGUUCAAGAUCACCCCCGUGGUCCUCGCCGCCUUCACUGGCAUUGCUACCACGGCAGCCCACCUCGUAGACUUUGAGCGAGCCUGCGAGGCCUUCCCCCCCGCGGCCGGCCAGGUCGGUGUCACCGCGGCCGGCGGCACCACUGUGGAGUGGGACGGCAAUAAUCUCGGCAACGGGCAGUACAGCUUCGUCGUCGCUAUCCACGACGAGAACUGCCGCGUCUUUGACGUUAAGGAGGCCCAGCCCCAAAGCCCCGGCUUCCACACUAACUUUGACUUUGCCGGCAUCCACGAGGUGGACGUCCACUACGCCUGGAUCGGCGCCGAUCGAGUCAGCGUUCCGAAGGUAUACUGGGACGGCACCGAGAUUAUGCGCUGGUGCGGCGACCACAUGACGGAGAUGGUGGGCAUCAAUGCCGGGUACUGGCGUACUUGCAACUUUGAGCAGGACGAUAGGAUCCGUCCUUGA
Messenger RNA from Emericellopsis cladophorae, 468 nucleotides. RefSeq lists its product as uncharacterized. The transcript is spliced from 2 exons. Lineage: Eukaryota; Fungi; Ascomycota; Sordariomycetes; Hypocreales; Bionectriaceae. The record is from RefSeq and is a predicted model, not a curated record. The coding region runs from base 1 to 468 and encodes 155 amino acids.